Camellia sinensis is the source of this 1935-nucleotide messenger RNA. Lineage: Eukaryota; Viridiplantae; Streptophyta; Magnoliopsida; Ericales; Theaceae. The record is from RefSeq and is a predicted model, not a curated record.
AUGGCUGAUGAUGAUUGGAUGGUAGAUGUAGCAUGUGGAAUGCAUAAUCAUGCUCCUGCUAAACAUUUUGAAGGACAUUCAUUUGCAGGGAGAUUAUCUGAGGAGGAAAAAUCAUUGUUAGUGGAUAUGUCCAAAAGCAUGGUCAGACCGAAAAAGAUUUUGGUUACAUUGAAACAAAAGGAUGCUUUGAAUGUAACCACUAUGAAAACCAUUUACAAUGUACGUCAUAGGAAUAAUGUUAUUGAGAAAGCUGGGAGAUCACAAAUGCAACAUUUGUUGGGUGAGUUAGAAAAACAUAAUUACAUUGAGCGGCAUAGGUGUGACAACAACACGAUGACUGUCAUAGACUUGUUUUGGGCACAUCCUGUCAGUUUAGAUUUGCUCCGUUCAUUUCCAAAGGUGUUGAUCAUGGACUGCACAUAUAAGACAAAUCGAUAUCAUCUUCCUCUUCUUGAGAUAGUUGAAGUGACAUCCACUGAUAUGUCAUUCUCCGUAGCCUUUGCAUAUCUCCAAUUUGAGCGGAUUGAUAACUACGUUUGGGUAUUAACUACAUUGCGUAGUCUCUUGGAUGACACUACUAUUCCUGAGGUGAUUGUCACGGACAGGGAGCUUGCUUUGAUGAAUGCUAUAGACAGGGUAUUUUCUACAUCUCGACAUUUAUUAUGCCGGUGGCAUAUUAGUAGAAAUGUACUGGCGAAAUGCAAGAAAAUGUUUAAGAGUAAGGAGAAAUGGGACAAGUUUAUCUCUUUAUGGAAUUUCUUAGUACUCUCCUCAACUGAGCUUGAAUACAAUGAACAUCUUGCUAGGCUACUUGCAGAUUUUGAUACAUAUCCUGAGGCAGUGCAACAUGUGUCACAAAGUUGGUUAAUUUCAUAUAAGGAUAAGUUUGUUGCCGUAUGGACAGAUAGUUGUAUGCACUUCGAGAAUGUUACAACCAAUAGGGCUGAAAGUGCACAUGCAAAACUGAAACGGCAACUUGGUUCUAACCAAGUAAAUUUUGAGUGUUCUUGGACCAAGAUCCAUAAUCAUGUCUUAGCGGAGAGUAAGCGAGCGAAUGAUGUUGGCAUUGAUGCUUCAGUAUGUGGAUGUGUUGUUCGACGAACACACGGGUUACCAUGUGCCCAUGAGAUUGUGGAUUACAUCCGGCAGGGUCGUCUAAUAUCACUUGAUAGCAUUAACCCACACUGGAGGACUCUUGAGUUGGAAAUUCUACAUAAGUUAGGAGAGUUUGCAGAUCCGCAAAGUAGUUUUCUCAUUGAGCUAGAUGUGAAGCCCAACCCUCGAGGUAAGGGACAUAAGAAGAUAGAUGUAUCUACGCGUCGAGACCCAUGUGCAUUUGAGCUAGUUCAGUCUAGACAUGAUAGCCACUCACCUAUGGGCACCCAGAUCUCCACACAAGAUUCUGUCAAAGUAUAUCGGACGCGUACAAGUACGACUUAUUCAUAUGUUGAUGGCCUUCUAGUUGGAUUGAAGCCUUACAUACGUCUUAUCAAGGAUGUAGAUACCGAUGGCAAUUGCGGGUUUAGGGCCAUUGCUGGCUUGAUGGGGCUUACAGAGGCUGAAUGGGGUCAAGUCAGGCGUGAUCUCCUACAGGAAUUGCACACACACGUAGACCAUUACACUCAUCUAUAUGGUUCAUAUGACAGGAUUGAAGAGCUGACCCAUAUUCUAUCAUACUUUGAGCCCAAUCCAGGGUAUCACCGUUGGAUGACUAUGCCUGACAUGGGUCAUCUUAUUGUAUCUUGUUAUAAUGUGGUGUUCAUGUUACUGGGUCAUCCAGUUCCACCGAUAGCCACCAAUUGGUGCAAGUUUUAUCAUUCUUGUGCGACUGGAUGGGAUACUGCAUAUAGUCACCGAAUUGAGCAUUUUAAAGAAGUUGUUCAUUCAGGGGUAGCUACUAGAGAGACCUUUGAUUGUAUUAACCUUGAUGAGUAA